AAACGAGAAAAAGAAAAGCAAACACUUGAGCGAGACGGCCUGCAUCAGAUCAGAUCCACUUUUUGCGUUUAUUACGACACCAUUUGCUCCGUCUUCAGUUAAUAUUUGGUUUAUAUGACAUAGUAAGCAUCAUUCGUUAUUAAUGUUCGGAUCAACUCGUCUCGGUGAACGUUGAAGCCUCCCGAAGUAGCUUAGCUCGCUAGCUGCCAAGCGAGCGACGAGCGUGAGAGUGCGAAGCGUUGCGAUUCUCGCGUGAAAAUGUGUAAAGUGGAAAUGCUGAGAGCGCUGCUGAAUCAGCGGCUGAGUGCGGCCGUCGAAGAAAUAUUUGCGGUUUUUGCGAGAACCAUCACGGAGUACGAGGAGGAACUUUGUCGGACCAAAGAGGAGAACGAGCGACAACGUCAACUGCUGGACGCUGUUUUCAAAAAGCCUCGACACGUACCAGACGUCUGCGAAGAAGAGCUUCGCCCCGAGCGGCAGGAGUCGAGCUCCGGGCCGGAGCGGGAGGGGCCGCGGCCCCCCUGCAUUAAAGUGGAAGAGGAGGGAGGCCACCUUCAAGGGCCGGACUUCUCGGUCUAUCGCGUCAUUGUAAAAAGUGAGGACGACGAGGACAAAGGUCAGCGAGAGGCGGAGCCGGCGAGCGGCAGCUCGGGUCGUCGCGCGGCGACACGAGGCGGACGAUCGAAAGCGAACAGCCGCUUGGCUCCGCUUUCGGAUAGCGGCGACACGAUGUCCGACACCGACGACGAGCGCUCGAAAGGGGACGCGGCGGGUCACGCCGACGACAAACACGUCAAAUGCGCUCAGUGUGACAAAACGUUCGGAAACAAGAGGAAUCUGAAACGACACAUGAGAUGUCACACGGGAGAGAAACCUUUCCUGUGCUCGGAUUGCGGCAAAAGAUUCUCCCGCAAGGAUUAUUUAAUCACGCACACGAGAAAACACACGGGGGAAAAACCUUUCUCCUGCUCGGUCUGCAACUCGAGUUUUACUUUUCAGUCCGCCUUGUUUCAACACAUGGAAACUCACUUCGGGGAGAAGCCGCAAUGUCCCCAAUGCGACAAAACCUUCGGCAACAAGAGAAAUCUGAUAAGGCACAUGAGGCGCCACACGGGGGAAAAGCCCUGCGUCUGCUCCUUCUGCGGCGAAAGAUUCUCCCUGAAGAGAAGUUUGAUAAGACACAUCAGAACGCACAUCGGAGAAAAAACCUUCUCCUGCUCCGUCUGCAACACGACUUUCUGCUAUCAGUCGGGUUUGAGUAAGCACAUGAAGAAACACGCCGGCGACGACGCGCAACUCAAGCGCGUGUGAUUUGCGCCCGGCGCCGUCUUUCAAGUCCUUCGUAGCCGCGCACUAGUACGCUCUUUUCCUCACGCUAGUAAAACGACUCAGUGUCUCGCUAGUCAUGUUUUGCCCCGCCAGCCGGUGACUUUUUUCGCACACGAGUCGGAGACGUUCUGGCAAACCCGUCGCACAACUACGUCUCCCUAACCGCGCGCCGGUUGACGACUCGUCAAGCGUCAAACUCCGGGUGAACUGGUGAAAUUUGAUCAUGUCGCUCGUACGACAACUCGUGCACAGUUUGGCCUCAUGGAGUUGCCCUACUCGUGUCAAUAAAUGCCAUCCAGAAGUGGAGCAAUGUAGUGUUACCACUAAGGUGCGUUCUACUAGUGCGCUGACUAAGAGCGUACUAGUAGAUAUCGAUAAAUGUUGACUUGGCUUCCAUAUACGGGAGAGUGUGCGCACAUGUACGCAAACACCGACGCGUGUGAAUAUAUCAGCCAGAGGAUGGCGUAUUUAUAUCGGACGUGGGGUUCUGUCGCGAUGCGCUAAACCCGGCCGAGCUUUCUUUUCUCGAUACGUGCUCGAUGUGUGUACCUUCGCGCGCUCGCUCGUCACGAUAGCAGGGUUUUCAUCCGCUCGUUUACAGUGGCACAAUAAUGGUGCAAACAUGCGCUCGGAAGUGACCUCUUGUGGGCAAUCGGCGGAUAACGCAACACGUUUCCGGGAAGACAAGUGAAACAUGGAAAAAGCUGCAACCCCAAAUUGGACUUCAGAAGAAUGACGCUCGUUACCGGCCAGUGCCACCAUGCGCUGCGCUGGGGGGGGGGGCUCUUCAGGUCUCGGGACUUCGAGUAUUUCUUUUUCUUCUUGAUUGUUCAACAUCUUGCUGUCUUCUGAAGCAGAAUGAACUACGCCGGGAGCGACACGAGGAACGGCAUUAACGGCGAUGGCAACAGAUGCGGACGGGCGCACUUUUCCCAUCCGUGGCCUUACCGAAGUAAACGUCGUCGUCGUCGUUGUCGUUUGGGUCAAAUAAGAAUCAUCUGCGGUAAAUGUGUUGCGUCUUGUGUCACUUUGAAAAACACCCCAUUCUGGUUUGACAAAAUGUUCUGUCUCAUCUGAAAAAACAACAACACACAAGUAAGCGCUGUUUACUUAUAAGGCUACGAGAACACUUGUUGUUCUCGGUAAGAGCGCAAUGUAAGUUCAUCAGAGAUGGAAAUGUUCUCGUCACUAUUUUGUGUGCAGAUCAAAAUGCUUAUUGUAUAGAAUUAACUGUACCAACAAAAAACAACAAGUUAAAUUGUGUGCUUGUACAUGUAGAACACAUUUUAUAACUAUUAUAGAUGGAUAUGAAUAGAAUAAUCAUAUUUUUCUUCACCGACAAAAAGAAAAGUGAACAUCUCAUCAUCUUGAUGCCAAUUAAACGUGACCAUGUGUACCGCUACAUCCAUUAUUGAGUUCAGAUUUGCCAGUUUUGGAGAAAUAAAAGGCAAAAGUGGAGAGCGAGAGAAGUUGGAAUGUUGGGAGAAUAAAGUCCUUUUAAAGUCUAAGCGAGACGCAUUUGGUUCUGGAUACAAAGUUGGAACCUUAUGAGAGUCAAAUGGAUCUUUUUCCAAGAUGAAGUGGAAUAAAUUCAUCUUUCAAAAAUACAGCUUUAUUUUCAUGACAGGACGCCUUUUAUUCUGGAAAACAUGUCUUUAAA
Messenger RNA from Phyllopteryx taeniolatus (common seadragon), 2989 nucleotides. RefSeq names its product zinc finger and SCAN domain-containing protein 2-like. The record is from RefSeq and is a predicted model, not a curated record. Gene Ontology annotation, biological process: regulation of transcription by RNA polymerase II. The coding region runs from base 259 to 1311 and encodes 350 amino acids. The transcript has 2 exons. NCBI's taxonomy places the organism in Eukaryota, Metazoa, Chordata, Actinopteri, Syngnathiformes, Syngnathidae. Gene Ontology annotation, molecular function: RNA polymerase II cis-regulatory region sequence-specific DNA binding; DNA-binding transcription factor activity.